AUGAGACAUAUUCAGGCCUUUGAAGCAGUUGUUAAUGAACUUGGAGCACAAAACGUGAAAGUAUUGUUGGAUAACCAUGUCAGUGUGCCAAGGUGGUGCUGUCGUGAAGAUGAUGGAAAUGGUUUCUUUCAUGACAGACACUUUGAUCCUCAGGAAUGGGUUCAUGGCCUUACUUUGGUAGCCAAGCGCUUUUCUAAAAAUCAUGCUGUUGUUGCAAUGAGCUUGAGGAAUGAAUUGCGUGGUCCACGCCAAAAUGAGAGUGAUUGGUACACGUACAUGAGUCAAGGAGCACUUGCCAUUCACAAGGAAAAUCCAAAGGUUCUUGUGCUUAUCUCAGGUUUGAAAUAUGACACUGACUUACAGUUUUUAAGGACUAAACCAUUGAAUAUAGACUUGGGGAAAAAAAUGGUGUAUGAGACACAUUUCUACUCAUGGUCUGGAAAUGGGAGACAGGUAUGGACUCAGCAACCAUUGAACAGGAUAUGUGCCAAUAGCAUUAGAGGAUUAGACGAGAGAGCUGGGUUCCUUACCACUGGUGAGAAUGCAGCUCCUUUAAUCUUUUCAGAGUUUGGGUUUGACCAGACAGGUUCUACAGAGGCAGACAACAGGUUCUUGACAUGCCUUCAGACCUAUCUUGUUGGGAGAGAUUUGGAUUGGGGUUUGUGGGCAUUUCAAGGUAGCUAUUAUGCUAAAGAAGACAAAGUUCAACUUGAAGAGACAUUUGGUGUCAUGGAUGUCAAUUGGAAAAAUCUGAGAUAUCCAAACUUCGAUAACAAGUUCCAACUUUUGCAAAGGAAGAAUCAAGUUCCUACUUCCACAGUCCCCAAUGCAUAUAUCUUGUACCAUCCACUAACUGGUCAAUGUGUUCAACUGAAUAACAAGAAUGAACUUGAAGUUGGUAGCUGUGAAAACCAAAACAGAUGGACUUAUAGUGGAGAUGGGUCUCAAAUCCUUUUGGAUGGCACUAACAAGUGCUUAACUGCAGCUGAUGAAGGGCUUCCAGUAACUGUUUCUGAUGAUUGUCAAAGCAAGAAGAGUUCCUGGUUAUCUGUAUCACUUUCUAAACUUCAUUUGGCUACUGUGGAUCAAGAUGGGAAACAACUUUGCUUGCAGAAGGAUUCCAACUCAUCCCACGUUGUGACUUCAAAAUGUAUUUGCGUUAAAGAUGAUUCUUUUUGUCUGAAUGAUCCCCAAAGCCAGUGGUUCCAGUUCGUUUCCACCAAUGUAUAG
Messenger RNA from Gastrolobium bilobum, 1230 nucleotides. Its product is annotated as glycosyl hydrolase 5 family protein-like. The record is from RefSeq and is a predicted model, not a curated record. Bases 1 to 1230 code for a protein of 409 amino acids. Gene Ontology annotation, molecular function: hydrolase activity, hydrolyzing O-glycosyl compounds. Lineage: Eukaryota; Viridiplantae; Streptophyta; Magnoliopsida; Fabales; Fabaceae. The transcript has 3 exons.